AUGGCUCUGUGUUCUAACCCAGAAACUAUGACAACAGUCGAAAGUGAACUGGAAAUCGUCAAGAAAACACUAAAUGAAAAAGUAGAGGGAUCAGAGUUAAUUUCAUGUCACCCUGUUGCUGUAAAUGUUAGAAUAACGUAAGUGAAACAAUGCAUACAUGUACGUUAUAUAAAGCUCAUCUACUUGGGAAUGCUUAGUUUCAUUGUUAAAUUCAGACUAAAAAUUUUAAAACACAUAAACUUCUAUGAAAAAAAAGGCCUUAUUCAAUUUACACAUUUGAUAGUCUGUCAAAGGGCUUUUUCCUAAAUAAUACUGUAGUUUAAGGCAGGCAUUUAACAAAUUCAGGAAAGAUAAUUUAUUUAUUUCCGGCCACUUUAUUCAGGCUGCUUUACUAUAAGAAACAUUUCUCAUGUUAAGUUUCAAAUGACUGUCUCUGAGGUCAGGUGGCUUAUUUUUUAAAUCCUAAAGGCUCAGUUUAAACGUCAAACUUUUCAUGUACCAAACGUUUUAUCCCUCGAUUCCGUGGUACAUGAAAAGAUUGACGUUUGAAUCAAUAAGGUGCAGCAUAUCUAAUUUGGGUCAGCCCAUGGAUUAAGUUUGAGUGGGUCACAAGGGAAUUUUGACAGUGGAUGACUUUGUUUCAAAUGGUCAUAUUGUGAACUUUUCAUGUGCCGAAUCUAAGGCAUAAAUUACCGUAUAUAAUUUCCCUUUUACUAGUAAGCAUUGUAGGCCAUUGUACGUCAUGAAAGUGAAUCAAGUUCGACAUGUGAAUCAACCAUCGAACUUAACUCAUUUGGGUCAACCCAAACAGGUAUUCUGUGUUUUCACUGUCAUGCCAUCAAAAAUAAAAAUGCAAACCAGUCAAUACAGAAAGUUAUCUGGGAAAUUAAAGAAGAUAGAUAUACAAAAAGUCUUGCCAAGAAUCAGGUCUGUGCAAUAUUCAUAUGCAAGAUAUUCAGAAAAAUGUUUUACCCAAACUUAUAAGGCUUUGUAUGGAGAUGCCAUGUUCAUGUCCCUUUGAGGGACACAAAUAUCGCUACCGGAAUCCAACAGACACAUCUGUUUUUUAGUUUUCCUUCUUAUGGGUGAAUUCAUCACUUGAGGAACUCAUAAAGAUUUUUAAAGUAAUAUUUAUUCUAAGACAAGGAAUGUUUACAUAGCAAAAUCUCAAAAAAUAAGUAAUGUUUUUAACCCGUAUAAGAGCUUUCUCGGCUGCCACCUACCGGUAUUAAAUGCUGUGUCAUGCAAAAGCCUGGAAAUUCAAGCAUCUUCUAUAGCAAAGUGAAGAACCCUUUCCGACCAAAAAUUUGUAUAAAUAAAGGUUUUUAGGUGCUGUAAUACCUCAUGAAAGUAGAAACUCAGAAGAAUCAAUAGUUGCUUAGUUUGAAUUUUGGUGACAUCAUUUGAAAACCCCUAAAGGCUAAUCAAGUUCUGUACAUGGGAAGUUCAACGGUUGUACUGGGCGUAACUCUUCUCUUUAUGUUCUUUAGGAGGACGAAAUUUAAGAGUGUUGUUGUGUUGCUUCAGUUUCCUGACAAGUAUCCCACAAGUGCUAUUAUUGUGGAGUUGAAAAGUAAAACCUUACCUCCUCGUCUUUUAGCCAAAAUGACCGAACUGUGUGACCAAGAAGUCAAAAAAUUCCUUGGUAAACCUCAGGUGGGUAGACCAGGAACAAAACAAAAAUUAUGCAUCAUUUUCUGCGAUUUAAAUUUUCUGUAUUCAUUUGGUAUUAAAAUUAAGCACCAAUAAAGUAUAGCAUAUAAUAUAAUUCAGCUUAUUACACUCAGCACAAAGACAAUAAAUUAAUGUGCUUUUAAACUGAAUCAUAUCUAAGCAUGGAUUUUUUAAAGAAUCUGACUUAGAGGCACUGUUACUUGUAAGUGUUAAGUUCUCAGAUGUGUCAUAGAUUGCAGCUGCACUAGAGUGAUGAUGUCACCAUGGGACUGUAGUGGGGUUAGCUUUGUUGAUAGAGUGCUGUUCUUUAGAAUGGAAGGUCCAGGAUUCGAUUCUUGGGGUUGAACCAAUACUUAAUGUUUUAAAAUAACUGAAUAAAAUGGUAUUGCAACUGCUUUAAGUAAACAAAUAGAUCUUUGCUAGGCACAGAUGACCAUGCUGUAAUGGCUCCCUUUGCAUCUCCAGUGGGGGAUGUAAAAAAAGUCUCCUCAUUCAGUACUUUGGGCAAGGAAAAGUGACACUUAAAGUCAAAUAAAGGUCACUUAAUAAUUAUUUAAAUUUAUGGUGGUUUUUUAUGGAACAAAAGAUUGUUGCUCUAUCUUACUCUGUCUUACAUUCAGAAAAUAUUAAAUGUUCCAUUUUUUACAAAAUAUUUCUUGUAAUUUACUCUAUAAUUUUAUUAUUGUUUGCCUUAAGGUCAUCCCCAUUUUGGUGUUUAUGCGCAGAUUUCUUGAUGAGAAUGCUUUGAUCGCAUGCUCAGAUGAAUUUCAGUAUAUUAAAUCAAGGCUACUAACAGAUGCAGAUCAACUUAAAGCUAAACAAAAAGCAGGAAUCCUUAGUAUUCGUGCCAACCAAGACAAGUAAGUACCUUUUCAUACCCAUAAAAAUUGUUUAGAUCACAUCUACAAGGAAAGUUCACCCCUUGCUCUGACAUCUUUGAAGUUUGGUAGACUAGUGUCCUCUGAGGGGACAGGGGUCAGAUAUAAAUGUUAUUUUACUCCUAGCAGAGCUAAAUGCAGUUAGAAAGAAACCAGGUGCAUAAAACCUGAGCCACAUACAGCAAAAACCCUAGCUUUUCCCUUUACCAUGUAACAUGUAAAAAUGUUUUGUUUCAGUAAGUAUUCAGCUACUGAACUACCAAUGACCAAAUAAAAAUAUUGUCCUGUAGAUAUUUUCUAGAUGUAAAGAUUACUGUACCAGAUGAUUACCAUGCCUCUGCAGUUAGGUGAGUGAAAACUGUUUGUUCAAUAAGGCACUUGAAUAUCAUAUACCGGUAAUUAUUACGUUUUUCUUUCCAUUUCAUUUAUCAAAUAAACGGACUCCAGGUGAAUGGCUAGGAUUAUCAGCUAAUGAAUUUUAGUGAAGGAAUCUAGAAAAUCUAGAAACAUUGUCAUCGCUUAUGCCAUAAAUUGGUUAUUUAUACGCUUUACCAAGUGAAAAUAGCCAUUGAAUACAGAUUUCAUGAUCAGAUUCCAGGGCUCGAAAUUAAUGCUCGCAAACUCGCAAGAUGCAAGUGAUUUUGAUAAUCUAUUCAUGAGUGAAAAAAAAGUGCAUUAGCAAACGUUUGCGAGUUAGAAUCAUCCAUGUCUCUCAAACAAAGGGAAAGAAUUUGCUAGUGGUCUCACCAGUUUGCUAGUGGAAAAAAAUCUUAAUAGCAAAACUUUGCAAGUGCACUAAAAAGCUAACUUCAAGCCCUGGAUUCUUUUCAGAGUUACAUCAUCAAAUGGAAUUUUUGAGCCCAAAGUGAAGGCAUCUCUCUUGCAAAUUAUCCCCAUUGACGGGGAUUGAUAAGAAGUUUCUGUAUUUUCAAGCUUUUAACAGGACAAUAAGCUUAGCUAUGUCUCGACCUGACAGUGUUACUAUUAUCACCUGACUGAAGUCAAGAUAUAAACUGAAGGAAGUAAAGAACUCAAGGUUGUUUUCUUCUACAGGAUAGAGCUGAAGGAAUCAAACUUUCCAGAUAACUUGACACGAGUGUUUAUUGGUCAAGCCGUUGACUUAGCAAGGCAAUGUGUUGAGGCACCCUUACGGCGUAAACCAAAGUUUGUGAUUAAUAAAAAUAUACUAAUUACACGGCUGUCACUGAGAGGCGAGGGCUGGGUUUUCCCCCGGUUACUAUGAAUAUGGCCCCCGGCUACUUUCAAAGGAAAGUAGAAGAAAAAUAGAACCAAAAAACACCCCUAGCUAUUUGAUUUCUCCGCCUACUUGUUAUAUUUACCUGGCAACUUGAAAUCUUUGUGACAACCCUGAAUAAUAAGAAGAACAGUCUAGUAUUUACCAUUGGCCAUGGACGUGCAGUGAUAAAACAAAUCCUAAAGUCUAACAGGACAACGGAAAAUAAUUCCAGCAAGCACAAACCAGAACAUGUUGCCACUUAUAAGCGUGUCCAAUAUAAUUAAUUGAACUCUGGAAUACCAAGAUUACAGGGCUUCUGAUAUUUCGCGGAAAAAAAAGCAAAAUUUCGCGGGAUUUUCAGGGGCAAAUUCGCGGAAAAAUCGGCCGAUUUCGCGGGAUUUUCGCGGGAAAAAAGUCAAAAUUCGCGGAACAAUCGGCCGAUUUCAGGCGAUUUUCGCAGGAGAAAAGUCAAAAUUCGCAGGAAAAUCGGCCCAUUUCGAGGGAUUUUAGCGGAAAAGAGUCAAUUUUCGAAGGAUUUUCGGGGGCAAAUAAUUUCCUAAGAAUUUCUUAGGAAAAUCGGCCGAUUUCACGAGAAAUUUCGGGGGGAAACUUCGCCAAGAAACAAUCAACAAAAAACAGCCAAUUUCGCUGGGUUUUUUUUGGCAAAUUUCGCUAUAAUCGAUCAAUUUUGCGUCGAUAUGACCGGCGCUGGUGAACGUUUUUUUUUAACACGGAUAAUCAUUUGCUCUUUCAACAACAGUUCGCUCGAGAAAUAAGCGCAUGUUAAAGCUAUCAACAUUAUGGUUAGUGCCCAGUUUUUCGCAACGUUCAUCUAAAAACGCCUGGUAGUUUUGGGACGUUGUUUACUCGUUGCAGUGAUGACGUUUCAAGCUAAAUUUGGACGUUUGGGGUGAAUAAAACCGGUCUAAUAGCCAAGAUAAGUAUUAAAUAUGUUUUGCCGACAUGUAUUUGGAAAUAUUUCUGACGGAUUUCGCGGUAUUUCGCGGUAUUUCGCGGUUUUUUGGGAAAUUCGCGGGAUUUCGCGGAAAUACCUGAAUUUCGCGGGUCCGCGACCGCGCGAAAUAUCAGAAGCCCUGCAAGAAGAAGAAGACAGUAAAGUCCAUGUGAAUUUUUAAUCCACUUUUUACAGCAUAAGAAGAGUGGACAAUAAUUGCUUGCAGGAUCAGUAGUUACAAUCCAAAUUCAUAUGUGAUUUAAUUCAUACUUCUUCAUUUGCUCAUUUAUUUAUUGUGAGGGGAACACAUUCACCCACAACUAUCCUGCGGGCAGAGGUUUCUUUCUGGCAUGGCUUUUAGCUUUAUAAAUGGUUGGCAUCGCUUGUCAGUCACGGAGGGUGCGUAGGGGCGUAAAGAAACCAACUAUGCGACUAACAACGAUGUGAACGACUUUACGAAUGCUAAAAGGCCAUUCCAGAAAGAAACCUCUGCUCGCCGGGUAACCCACAACUGACCUGCUCCAAACGUCAAUGGCUUUAUAACUCAGUUGGUUAAAGUGCUGCAUUGGUAACAUACAGUUCGUGGGUUUUGGUAGUUGUUUCUAAACUUGUUGGCACAAUUUCGAUGAUCAUUACUUCAUUUAAAAUCAUUUGUUGGUAAUUGACACAGAUUAGCUAGCAAAUCAGUAACAAUCAAAAGCAGUGAAAUUUAAGUCAGAAUCCAGGGUGUGAGCAUUAAUUUUUUUCUCCUCAGAGACCCGCCAUUUGAACCCAAGCCCUCUUUAAAGUUGGUUUGUGACUUCCUUGUCAAUCAGUGCGUCAGACAUUGCCCUCUACAGACAUGUCCAAUUUGUCAACAGAGAGCCUUGCCGGAUGAUCCAAAGGUAUUGUUUAAGAUUGUUUUGGAGGAGCUGUGUUCCGAAAUUUAUCAAAAUUCAAACAAUUCGAACAGCCACCAAAUUGAGUAAAGCUAAAAAUGAUAAAAAGAUGGUAUAAAUAACAUAACAAAUACAUAAGGAGAUGGUCAAACCUGAAGUAGGUUGAAAUGGAUUGAAAUUGUGGGUAUUGAAAACUUGUUAGCCUAACAGUUUUUCAAAGUUAAUUUUUGUUGUUCGUAAGGUUUGACAUAAUGCUUGGGAGACAUAUUCGCUUGACACGUUAGCUGGCAUUUUGCUAUUCAAAAGUAAUUUGUCAAGUUACAUAGCAAAUAAGGAUACACAAUUGGUAUUAUUAACAUAAUGAACUAGACAACCAUGGCUCAGCCCUUUUAAGCUCUUUUAGAUUGUCUUCCUGAGAGAUCAAGCAUGGCUAAGGACAAAUUUAAAAAGUGCCUUAUAGUUUUUUCUAAGAGGUUUUGUUUUUUAGCUCACACACCUACCCCCGAACCCCUAGCCUGCGGUGCAGCGGCCCACGUAUCCCAUAUAGUGUGGAUAUAAGGUUUAAAGUGGUUUACAAGGUUUAAAGUGUCUGCGCGCAGGCUACCGAACCCCUAGCCUGCGAACACAGAAGUAUUUUCGGUUGAUGUGGAGAGAAGCCAAGGGCACCCAACGACAAUUUUCGGAAGAAUAUCUGUUCGGAAGACGAUUUGAGAUCUAGAAUUUUCGAAACAUUUGUUGUAAAAUUUCUUGCUUGCCUGCCUCCCCUAGGAUUUUCGAACAUCCAAAAAAUGGUAUAUUUGCCUAUUUUUAACGGAUUUUUACCCUAAAAAGGUCACCUAGAAUUUUCGGAAACCUUUUUUCUGGCUGAAAUUUUCGAAAAGGUAAGCUUUGAUCCCUAUAAUUUUCGGAUCACUAGACUUUCGGCUAGGAAAUCCGAACAGAUGAAAAAUUUUUAGGGGAUAAAAAUGUGCCUAUAUCUACCGUUUAAAUACUAAAAUACGUUUAACAAUGCUAUGUUUAAGUGGUUUUGAACUAUAUUCUCGUUGGGUGCCCCUGAGAAGCUACGACCGGAAAUUCGUCUGUGUUCACAGGCUGCCGAACCCCCAGUUUGUUGUAGCCUGUGUAGCCGUCAUUUCCAUUUCCCUUAUAUUGAGCCAAGCGGGGCAAGCAUGACAGACGUGCAAGGGCUAAAAGGAGCAAAAAAAUAGGAGGGGGGCUGGGAAGUUUCCUUUCCUUCCCCGCCCCUCCUCCCGCUCCUUUUAUUUUCAGGGACCUUACGAUCCGACAACGGCGACGUCCAUGAAAAGGUCUUUGAAAAAUAGACUUCGCAGCCUUUUAAACUUUUUUCGCGAUUAUCCCAAUUCGCCUCGUUACUUAAAAGAAGGGAAUUUUGGUGUUGGAGCUGAAGAGAGGGGACUGCGCCCGAAUUCAGACAGAGAUUGUAAAUUUAUUGCCUUGUCGUUCCCGUUCUCAAGUAAACUUAAAAUUUGGUCAUUUCACGUCGUAGUUGUGCAGGGACAGGAAAGAAAUGUACAAAAAAGUGUGAUGCACGUGCAAAGUUGUUGUUUUACUCAUUAAACCUAUUGCUUUUUUGACAUGAUUCUCCAUGCCGUCGCCGUCCGUAAUUUCGUAAGUUCCCUUUCGUUACCAAGGCUGGCAUGUCUCGUUUGUCCUGCUUGGCUCGAAGGAAGCUGAAACGACUGCUACGCAGGCUAAGUUUGCUGACACAACAACACCGUUGUUUAACAUGCAUCUGAGUUGCUAUUGACAGUAUUCAAACAGUUGUUGUGUUAUUGAACUCUACAGGAAGCAGUUACAGAUCCAACAGACCUGAAAUAUGUUGAGCGUGUUUACUGCAAUCAUCUCUUUCACUAUGGAUGUCUUGAUAAAUACAUGAAAACCCCACCUUUUCAAGGUAUGAACCUUUAAGCUAGCCUGCCUAAUCAUUCCAAAUUCCUAAGUUAGAACUGGUUUCACUUUGUGUGACUGAACCAAAGUAGCUUGCGAAUACAGUCGCCAGGGACGUUUCUCGAUACGUCUGUUUGGUUGAAGAGCGGGGAGAAACAGCUCUAUUCGCAGGCCAGAGCCCAAGAGAAAAAACGUCUGUUGUUUUAGCGUUUGCAGGGGUCGUAUUUGGAGAUUCAAAUAAGACAUGAUAUUGGGUAGACUGCGAGCAAUCUCUUAUUUUUGUUUUGAGUCAAGAAAGACGACCACUCGCGGUCUACAUAUUGGGCAAAUCGAGAAACGAUAACGCAAAAGCGUGCUGAAAGGACUGGACACGACUUUCGGUGACCAUUUUGCCCCUCUGCCAUUGGUCAAUUCGGUGUUAAGCUGUGUGCGCCCCGUCGUCACUUUCGUCGAUGCAGUGGGGAAGAAGGUCUCCCUGCCAGUCAAAUCAACUUUAGUGUAUAUGAGAAUGAAGUUGACCCCAUUGCCCGAGUCAAGAGCUGACAAAUGCGCUCGGGCAUACUUCGAUAGUGUCGCCUCGACCGGCUGGCGAGUCAAACUGUUUACAUGCUGCUAGAAGGGUGAUGGAGAGGUUUCCUUUACCGGUCAUAUACCACAGGUCACGACAAAAAUAACAACAUAAUUAUAAGUAAUUUCCCCUCCACCAAAAACAACAUUUUGGAUAACGUUUAGGGCUAGGAGACACUUCUGGGCUUGUUUAUUUAUCUGUAGCGUGGUGACCUGUAUUCUGACCUGUGGAAUAUGAACUGUAAAAAAUACCUGCCGAAGGAUGACUCAGCUAAGCAGGUCACCCUUCAGGCCGAGCCAACUUUUUGUUUCUGAUGUAAACAGUUCUUCAAUUUUUGUUCAGCCUGCGUGGCCGGCGUUGAAAGGAGAAGGGGAAGCGGGAAUUUGGGGGCGCGCGAGGGAGAGUUUCUCCCUAGCGCGCCCCACACGCUCUCUCGCGCGCCCAAAUUCCCCCUUCCCCUUCCCCUUUCAACGCCGGCCACGCAGGAAGUUUUGUUAGGAAAUGUAGGAAAAAUUUGACUCACCCAGGUAGGCGAGUGAUCCUUCUACCCGGGACAAGACAAGUGUUCUCCAUAUAAAUAGGACCUAAUGAGACUAGAGCACAUUUCAUGGCUUUGGCUUCAGUAUAAGUUUGUUUUCUUUACUAACAAAAGGGGAUUUUGAACACUUAUGUUUUCCGUUUCCCAGGCGGAAAGAAAUGUCCGGCUUGUAAACAAAGGAUAUAUCAUGAGCGUUGGAAGAUUACGCCUAAACUCGCAGAGGAAAGAUGGGCACACCACGAGGCAAAGAAAAGAGAACUCUCAGAAGUUGUGGACUUUUUAGGAGACUGUCUUUGAUAUCAAUUAUUAUUCUCAAUAAUUAUUCAAGUUAAAAAUAAAGCAGUUGUUUUAACUGUACCCCACGCACAGCUGACGUGCUAGGAACUUAGUACCGUAUUUAUUCGAUUAACCGCCCUGGGCGCUUAUUAAAUUUUUGGACAUUGAGAAUGGGCGCUUAUUCGGGGUAGGCGCUUAUUCGAGGCUGGGC
Molecule: messenger RNA, 9123 nt
Organism: Porites lobata
Lineage: Eukaryota; Metazoa; Cnidaria; Anthozoa; Scleractinia; Poritidae
Source: the annotation of a GenBank genome assembly